Messenger RNA from Abrus precatorius (Indian licorice), 1545 nucleotides. Its product is annotated as acyl-CoA-binding domain-containing protein 1. NCBI's taxonomy places the organism in Eukaryota, Viridiplantae, Streptophyta, Magnoliopsida, Fabales, Fabaceae. Gene Ontology annotation, molecular function: fatty-acyl-CoA binding; protein binding. The transcript has 6 exons. Bases 253 to 1299 code for a protein of 348 amino acids. The record is from RefSeq and is a predicted model, not a curated record.
GCAAAACCACAGGUUAUUCUUGAAGCACCUGAUAACUGCUCCAGACCCCCCCUCUCUCUCUCUCUCUCCCAUUGCAAUGCAUGGUUUCUUUCUGAAAAUUCCUUCGCAAUGUUCCUCAAUUUCUUCGUCAACCCCAUUAGUCUUUCACUCCCUCACUGGAACCACAUGUUAGGGUUUUAGCUUAAAUUCAUAAUCCAAAAAAAUCCCCAAAAAUCUAAACAAUCUUGAGUUUCUAGGGUUUCAACGUCGACCAUGGCCGAGUGGCAGUCCCUCUUGCAAUCCAUUUUCCUUGGUGUCAUUUUCUCUUACCUUGUUGCCAAGCUCAUCUCCAUCGUCGUUUCGUUCAAAGACGACAACCUCACCAUCACUCGCACAGCCACUGCAGAACCCGAUGAUGCCAAACACGACGACGCCGUUUCCGAUGCCACGCGUCCCUUCGAGGCCGAGUCGGUCAUGGCUGAGCAAGGUAGCGUCAGGAACGAAAGCGUGGACGGUGGCGACGACGACGACGACGACGACUGGGAAGGAGUGGAAACCACCGAAUUAGACGAAGCGUUCAGCGCCGCCACCGCUUUCGUCGCCGCCGCCGCCGCCGAUCGCCUCUCGCAGAAGGUGUCCAGUGACGUGCAGCUCCAGCUUUAUGGCUUGUACAAGAUUGCCACCGAAGGUCCUUGUAGCACGCCACAACCUUCGCCGCUCAAAAUGACCGCUAGAGCCAAGUGGCAAGCGUGGCAAAAAUUGGGUGCUAUGCCUCCUGAAGAUGCAAUGCAGAAAUACAUUGACAUUGUGACAGAGUUAUAUCCUACUUGGCUUGAUGGUUCAUCUUUGAGGAAUAAAAGUGGUGAAGGUGGUGGUCCUAGUUCAGAGGCUAGAGGAGCAAUGGGACCAGUAUUCAGCACUUUCGUUUAUGAAGAGGAAUAUGGCAGUGACUCGCAAAUGGAAGCCAUUCAUGGAUUUGCCAGAGAAGGAGAUAUGGCCAAUCUGCUUAAGUGUAUUGAAAAUGGUGUUUCAGUGAAUUUGAAGGACAGUGAGGGCCGGACACCAUUACACUGGGCUGUGGAUCGUGGCCACCUUAAUGUCACAGAGUUGCUUGUUGGCAAGAAUGCUGAUGUAAAUGCAAAGGAUAAUGACGGACAAACUCCAUUGCAUUAUGCUGCUACUUGUGAGAGAGAAGCCAUAGCUGAGUAUUUAGUGAAGCAUAAUGCAGACAUACAUUCAAAGGAUAAUGAUGGGAGUUCCCCGCGUGACAUCUGUGAGUCAAACUGGCCGUGUUUGCAGCAUGUUGGGGAAGUAAAUUGAUUGUUUGCUUGUUGCUACUUUUGGCCAAUAUAACCCUUAGCCAAAUCCCUUCAAGGAUGUACUUGUCUAUAUGACUCAAUUUUUUUGCCCUUACUCUUGGUGUAUACACCCUUUUCAGUGUAGUGUACGCCUAUGCACCGUUUAGGUAAUGGUAAAUCAAGUAUAUUACUUUAUUAUUGUUUCCUCUGCUCAACUCUUAAUUUUGGCCCUCGUUUCUUUAUAUUUAAUGGAUAAAAAAAUACAGGG